Molecule: messenger RNA, 1173 nt
Organism: Aureobasidium namibiae CBS 147.97
Lineage: Eukaryota; Fungi; Ascomycota; Dothideomycetes; Dothideales; Saccotheciaceae
Product: cyclin-like protein
Exons: 4
Coding region: 1-1173 (390 amino acids)
Biological process (GO): positive regulation of DNA-templated transcription, elongation; regulation of transcription by RNA polymerase II
Cellular component (GO): nucleus; cyclin/CDK positive transcription elongation factor complex
Molecular function (GO): cyclin-dependent protein serine/threonine kinase activator activity
Source: RefSeq, a predicted model, not a curated record
AUGAGCCAUUCGAGAGAAAUGUCUCAGAACGGUGGUACUCCUAACGAGAAUGGUGUCGGACCCCACCCUUCCUUCAUCCAGGUCGCCAAUCCAUACAUCUUCCAGCAACAAUUGCAGAGUGCUUUAGAUGCUCUUGGCGCAACUGAACACAAGGAAGACAGCAUUCGUCUUCAAGGCGUGCAUUACAUCGACAGCGUGAGAAAGGCUCUCCUACUACCUGUUCGCACCUUCAACACUGCUGUCGUCUACUAUCACAAAUUCCGCCUGGUCCAUGCCGACAACGAAUACAUGUGGGCUGAUGCUGCCGCUGCUGCGCUCUUUUGUGCUUGCAAGAUCGAGGACACUCUCAAGAAGUCGCGCGAGGUUCUUUGCGCCGCCUGGAACCUAAAGCUGUCCUCAUCAGAGCACUUGAGUCCUGAUGAUCCUAUGUUCGAACAGCCAUCCAAGACUGUGGUCGGCAUCGAGCGUCUCAUGCUUGAAUCAGCAGGCUUUGACUUCAGAACCAGACACCCCCAAGAACUCAUCAUCAAGCUUCUGAAGCAGCGUGGACUUCCCAAGGAAACCAUGGGUAGAACUGCCUAUAACAUGUCGAUCGACCUUUAUCGCACUUUUGCACCCCUCAAGCAGACCUCGCAGACCAUGGCAAUUUCUUGCAUUGAAUUGAGCGCACGUCUCUUGAAUCUGACUACAGACUUCAACAUGGACUCGAUCGUUGGUCCUGGAGGCAUCAGCCUCGAGGAAUGGUCAACCACCCGCGGCCAAAUCAUGGAGACUCUACUGGAUCUGCUCGACCUCUUCACCCACCACCGCCACGCUACAAUCGUCGGCCCCCAAUUCUCCAUUGACAACUAUAUCGCCAUCCGCAUCACUCUGAACAAGGAGGCCACCGCUCUUAACCUGCCUCGCUACACUGAGAUGGUUGACGCUCCCAAGUCGGCCAACGGCGCAGCCAACGGCGCCAACAAGCACUCGUCCGAUUCCCCUCCUGCAAUGGGCCCGACCUCUGCCACGGGCGCGCGCAGCAGAGUCGGAGAGCGUGGCAAAGACGGCACCGUCCGUUUCAUGCUCUCCGCCGAGCGCGCUCGUGCUGAGAAGGAGGUCGUGGCAAAGUACUUUGCCGCCGACGAGUACGAGACCUACGAGGAGGAGGUCGAUGUUCCUCUUGGCCAGUAG